This is a messenger RNA of Symbiodinium sp. CCMP2456, 3087 nucleotides long. NCBI's taxonomy places the organism in Eukaryota, Dinophyceae, Suessiales, Symbiodiniaceae. The record is from the annotation of a GenBank genome assembly.
AUGCCUGGCCGUGGAAGCAGCCCAAGCUGCGACGUGUGCUUGCCGAGGGAGGUCUACAUUGCGAUCGCCAUAGUUGCAUUUGUGGCCUGCGUCGCUACAUACCUCUUCUGCGCGGUCGCCCUGGUUCGCAGUGCGUCCGCGUCGCCGCACUGCCACAUGGUGCUCCUGAAGAUGAUGUUGAAUCACUGCCUCGCAAUUAGCGUACUGUCGUCUGCCAUCUUUCGUGCCGCUAUGCGCAUGGGCUACAGCGACCCCGUCAUAUACCAGCUGCUCGGGCUACUUGCAAUCACGGAUGGCACUCUUCCUUCAGACAACUGGCUGUUUUCGCUGCCCUGCAUGCUGCAACCGGCACACGGCAAGGCCUUGGAAGCGCAAAUGGAAGAGCUGACAGGCGUCUUUCACAGCGAGUAUUUUUCGGAGACGAGAUCGGCAGCGAGACAAGCCUUAGUGAAUUUUCAAUGGUGGACUGAGAUGAACCUGCUCGUGUGCUGGGCUGCCACUCCUCUCGUCGCCGUUGCACUGGUGUUGCUUUUGCUGCUCAUCCGCCUCCGUCUGUACAUGUCCUCGAGAUCGGAGCUGUUGGCAUGCAGCACGGAGUUCUGCACACAGGCCUACUUCUUCGGCUGGGAGGCUACCAAGAGGCUUUGGGAAGUCGACGUCUCGGAGCAAUUGGUGGAGAUGUACAACACAAGGCUGUGGGGUGUGUGCUGGCCGCUCCACCACGUCAAAUGCUUUCUUCAUGCAAGAAAGAGGGGACCAAGGAGGCGCGGUCUUGUUCAGAGCUGUUGCUAUUAUACGAUCUUUCUGCCGAUCAUCUUGUUCCCACAGUGGCUGGCUUACGGCGUAGACUUGCGACGCUUUUGGGUCGAAUCCGCUCCAUUGCGCGUGGUUCUGCUGUACUGCCUCUACUUCUCGGUGGCUCGCAAGUCCAUGCGUGCUUUGCAUUGCAUUUGGCUUGGCGGACUCGGUCAAAUUGACCGCGCAGUUAUCUACAGCAGCGGCGCCCUGCAGUGCGGCUGGUCGCAGAGCCUCCACUACAUUGCUUUUUUUCUGGGCAUUCUCUGGGCUGCGCUCUGGCCGGCCUGGACCAUGUACGAUUUAUAUCGUACCCGCCGACCAGGCAGGAAGAAGGAUGCAGAGAGGCUUUAUGCAGUGCUGCUCCUUGGCUUCAGCCACACGCGCUGGUGGUGGGAGGCGGCCGUCUUCACAAGGAAGUUCUUUCUAAUCCUCUUGGAGGCAAUCCCGCUGCAAGAGCAGUUUCGAUUUCUGCUCUUCACUUGUCUGGGACUCCUGGCCUUGUUGGCACAUCUAGCAGCGAAUCCUUGCGACCGACGUUGGCACAGUCUGCUGACACAGAUGGAAAAUGCACACUUGGUGAUCAUCAUUGUGGUCUCCAGUCUGUCCUACUUCGCCAUCCAAGGACUUGUAGGCUUCGCGACCGUUGUGAUUUGCUGCGCUGCGCUGCACGCGACUUUCAUGGUCGUGGCUAUGUUUUGCCUGGCAGAUGCAGCCAGCAUGAUCUUGGCAGGAACAUUGGAUCAUGACAAGGUGCUGCUGCGCACCGAUGAUAGCAUGCUUUCCCAAGCGCUGAGAUUCUUAUUGCGGAUGAAGAUACGACGGGAGGCCAUGGAGCCCUAUGUCUCCUAUGACAAUGUUCACCGCUUCGUGACUGUGAUCGGUCGAGGCGGAGAUCAGGCUGCGCCUCCCUACCUUCCUUCGGGCGCCGAGCUGUACAAUGGCCAGGAAGUCAACAGCGAGAAUCAGUCCGGCUCCGUGAUUGUGCGGACUCGUCUCUCGGAAGUGGGCUUCCAAAGGGUCUUGGAGGGCCGGCGGACGGAAUCGAUGCUGACGGAGAAGCGUUUCCUCCUCCGAACAACACGCAAGGAGUUCAGCCACCGUUUCAAGCGUCUUGGAGCUAAAGUGCCCAUUGCGCUGCGUCGGCAGAUUGCCAGGCAGCUGCUGUUUACGGCGGAACACAUUGCGAAGACGAGAUCGACGAGCAGCGUUUCCAUUCUGGAUUUCGUCGUUCGUGGCAUGUUCAUGAUUGUUCACGACAGCCGUUCAAACCUUGAUGACGGCCCUCGAGAGUUGGACAGAUCGGUCUGGGUAGAAGCUCACCGACGCAAGGACAUCGUGUACUUGGCCAGCGCAGACCAGGCAGAAGGCGGCCCCCAGAACGCUCCGGAACCCACAGGACUCGUUGACCGUGAUCGGCAGCAGUUGGAGGAGAUGGUCUUCUUGUGGGACCAUUGGGAGCUUUGCCAGAAGGUGGCAGCGCUGCGCGAGAAAGAAGACUGGCGCGCUCUAAGCCGUGAGGACUUCGAACGGGCUGCCCGGCCCCUUCAGCAGAUGCCCGACUCGGAGGAGACCCCAACGAAGGAGGGUGCCGCACCGGGCUCUGAUUGGGAGAUUGAGAGCUCUUCUUCGGAGGGCUCCACAGCGGCAGCCCGGAUUCGAUCACUGGACGAUGUGCGCAUUCUACGAGAGACGGUGCAGAAGAAGGUGGCACGGAUGUUCUCGCCAAAGAUCUUCCGGAGGGGCCUUCUCCUCCGAGAGAUGAAGCAUGCCUUGACGAAGCUUCGGCAGACGCCACCCGAGGAGCUGAAGCUUUGGCUCGACCUCUUCGAGCAGUCCUGGUUUCCGGAGUUCAGAGCUACCGACAAGGAAUUACACAACCUAGCCGGGACGCACCUGGAGAACAGUACAAACGUGGCGUUCACGGACAUCUUUCGCGAGCUUCCAAGGCUGGAGCAACGUGAACGAAGUUCGAGGCACAUGUCUGAGGAGCUUAACUUGACCGUGUGCCUCAAGUGGGUGCGAUUUCUGCUCCACUACUACUGCGGCGGCAUCCAGGUCGUGCAGCUGGGCGACGUCAUGCGAACGCGCCUGACUAGGCCGUCUCGCCGCAUGAUCCGGGCAUCGAUGGCUCCAAUGCAUACUCACCCAGAAGAAGACACCGAUGAGGAGGACGGCGUGCCCUCCCCCGGUGCACUCGAACGUGCUGAUAGAGGGAUCGAUGCUUUUCUGGGCCCUCUUCCAGACGAAGGGGCUAUGGAACGCCUGGACCGAGGCCCCACUUACUGUUGA